Dioszegia hungarica is the source of this 1242-nucleotide messenger RNA. Its product is annotated as putative GPI-anchor transamidase. NCBI's taxonomy places the organism in Eukaryota, Fungi, Basidiomycota, Tremellomycetes, Tremellales, Bulleribasidiaceae. Bases 1 to 1242 code for a protein of 413 amino acids. Gene Ontology annotation, biological process: attachment of GPI anchor to protein; proteolysis; protein localization to cell surface. Gene Ontology annotation, molecular function: GPI-anchor transamidase activity. Gene Ontology annotation, cellular component: GPI-anchor transamidase complex. The record is from RefSeq and is a predicted model, not a curated record. The transcript has 6 exons.
AUGCGCUUCGCUGCCUCCCUUUGGGGCCUGGCGCUCCUGCUCGCUCAGCUCGGCUUGGUCCUCGCCAACCAGGUCCACCAGCAGGUGAACGACCUGUUCGGACAUAAUGGUUCAGGAUCAGCUACAACACAUACCAACAACUGGGCCGUGCUUGUCUGCUCUUCGCGCUACUGGUUCAAUUACCGCCAUAUGGCCAAUACCCUGGCCAUGUAUCGCACGCUCAAGCGCCUCGGGAUGCCCGAUAGCAACAUCAUCCUUAUGCUCGCAGACGAUGUGGCGUGCUCCGCGCGCAACCCGUUCCCAGCGACGGUAUAUGCGAAUUCGGGGCGGCAGAUGGACUUGUAUGGGGACGCGGUGGAGGUGGAUUAUAGGGGAUAUGAGGUGACUGUGGAGAGCUUCUUGAGGCUGUUGACUGGCCGUCAUGCGCCACAUACACCACCGUCAAAGAGACUGCUAUCUGAUGCCUCGUCGAACGUCUUCAUCUAUAUGACUGGACAUGGGGGCAACGAGUUUCUCAAGUUCCAGGACAACGAAGAGGUCUCGGCGUUCGAUAUUGCGGAUGCUAUCGAGCAGAUGUCGGAGAAGCGGAGAUUCAACAAGCUGCUAUUCGUCAUCGACACUUGUCAAGCAAAUACGAUGUACUCCAAAUUCUACUCGCCGAACGUCAUCUCGACAGGCUCGUCCGCCAUUGGGGAGAGCUCGUACUCUCAUCAUAAUGAUGUCGACCUCGGUACUGCUGUCAUCGACAGCUACACGCACUAUAUCUUACAAUACCUCGAGACGCUAGGCAAGACCAGCAGGGCGACUCUGCAAGACUUUUUCAAUACCUAUGAUCCAGCCCGCAUCCACUCGCACCCCGGCAUAUCGACCGAGCUGUCACCAACUCAACCUGAUGGCAUCCUCGUUACAGACUUCUUUGGUGGGGUUGUCAGUGUGGAAGUCACGCCGAAGGCGGAUGAGCUGGACCCGCUGCGGACUGCUGGAUCGGCGGGAUGGGUUUCUGGGAGGCGACGAGGCGCUCGAGGGAUCGGGGAGGGCGGUCAGUCAUCGCCAUCGCCAUCGCCUAUGAAGGGACCACCAAUGAGGAGGACAGAGGGAGUCCGCGGAUGGGCAAAUCCGACAGAAAGGCAGACGGAAGGAGGCUGGGUGGGGAAUGCGGCGUUGUCGGCGGUUCUAUUGGGCAUAGGAGGGUAUCUGCUGAUCGAUCCGCGGACAGAUAGACCGGGCAUCAAGCGAGAAUGA